CAACAGAAUGAUGGGACCAGCACAGAGACAUCUCCGUCGUCCCUGCACCAUGACCAGUGAGCCCCUCCUGUGCCUUCUGUAUUGCACCCUGACAGCCGGUGCGGUGAAGGUCGUGGUGAACACUCCCAGCAUCCAGGUUACAAGGGGCCGAAGUGUCCUGCUCCCCUGCUCCUUCAGAACCACGGCCGCCCUCAACCGCCUGAACAUUAUCUGGACUGUGUCCCCCUUACUGCAGCCCCAGCAGCCCCUGCAGGUCAUCUCGUACGAGCAGGGUCAGAUUGUGGAAAGUCUCAGUGACUAUCUGGGAAGAGUCACAUUUGCCUCCCAACCAACCCAGGACGCAAGUAUUGUACUCAACUACAGCCGCGUGUCCGACACCGGGACCUAUCAGUGUACGGUCAUCAACCCUCCUGAUGGCGCUACACCCAACAUUGGCCUCGUCGGGCUUACUGUGCUCGUUCCCCCCUCCGUUCCUAACUGUUCCAGUGAUGUCCAUGGCCAUGAAGGGGGCAGUGUUCAGCUGAGAUGUUCAGUGAAGGAAGGGGUCCCCACACCGAGGAUCACAUGGGAGAAAAUCCCACCCGGUCCCCACCAGCUGAUCAGCACCCAGGAAG
Hyla sarda is the source of this 614-nucleotide messenger RNA. Its product is annotated as immunoglobulin superfamily member 11-like. Gene Ontology annotation, cellular component: cell-cell junction. Lineage: Eukaryota; Metazoa; Chordata; Amphibia; Anura; Hylidae. Gene Ontology annotation, molecular function: ionotropic glutamate receptor binding. The record is from RefSeq and is a predicted model, not a curated record. Gene Ontology annotation, biological process: homophilic cell-cell adhesion.